Messenger RNA from Clonostachys rhizophaga, 279 nucleotides. The record is from the annotation of a GenBank genome assembly. Lineage: Eukaryota; Fungi; Ascomycota; Sordariomycetes; Hypocreales; Bionectriaceae.
AUGUUCACCCGAGCUCGGUACGUGGCUGCAGAAGAUAGCAUCAUCCUCAAGCCAUGGGUUCUCUACAAUACGACACUUGUACUAUGGGCUUACGGUGCGGUUGUCUGCGGUGCCCGGGAAUCGCCCGGUCUCGCUCAGGACCACACUAUCGAUAAUGGUACACAUAAAUGGUCGGCCGAGGAGUAUCUUUCCCACAUGCUCAAUGGUCUGAUGGGAGAUGGCGACCUCUCUCAGCUUCCAGGGACUAACAGGACGUCGGGUAAUGUGUUUUGGAACUAG